Molecule: messenger RNA, 1107 nt
Organism: Naumovozyma castellii
Lineage: Eukaryota; Fungi; Ascomycota; Saccharomycetes; Saccharomycetales; Saccharomycetaceae
Gene: END3
Product: End3p
Exons: 1
Coding region: 1-1107 (368 amino acids)
Source: RefSeq, a predicted model, not a curated record
AUGCCAAGAUUGGAAGAUCUUGAAAUCAAGAAGUAUUGGAACAUCUUCUCCAAUUUAAAACCUGUGGAUAAUAAAGUCGAUCACGAUCAAGUAUCGCCCAUUCUUUAUAAUUCCAAGUUAGAUUCAUCCAUCCUAAACAAGAUUUGGUUCCUUGCUGAUAUUGAUGAUGAUGAUAAACUGGAUUUUGAAGAAUUCGUCAUUUGUAUGAGACUAAUCUUCGAUAUGAUUAAUAAGAAUAUCGAAGAAGUCCCUGAGGAAUUACCUGCUUGGUUAAUUCCCGGAAGUAAAGCUAAAUUGGUGAAAGAGAGAGUGGAAAGAAAACAAAAGGAAAAUGCCGACCUCCCAAAGAAGGAACCACCAAAGGUAGAUUGGUAUAUGAGUCCUCAAGAUUUAACUCAAUACCAGAAAAUAUUAGAUUCUUGUGGAACCGCAACGGAUGGAAGCUUCACCUUUGCUGCCUUAUCCAUCCCUUUAAAAUCUAAAUUCUUCAACAUCGGUUCAAGUGAUUUAUCAAAGGCUUGGGACUUAAUUAAUCCAAAAAACUUGGCUUCCAUUGAUAAAGAUCCUGCUCUAUUAUUUAUUCAUUGUCUAAGGCAAAGAAAUGAUAUUGGUGCCAUUAUCCCAUUUGAACUGCCCACUGCUUUAGCUGAGACUGUGAAUAAACAACAAAUUAAGUAUGACUUGAAUGCCACUCAAUCGUCAUCAACAAGAGCAACCGCAGCACCUGUGGAGAAGAAAACUGAGUCAUCACAACAAAAACAACCAACAACUGUUUCAAACACAAACCCAGAUACUGAAAUUAAGGCAUUAGAAACAAAGUUACACAACUUAGAUUCUAAACUUACUGACUCAAGUAAGAAGUCAACAGAUCUAUCUUCUAUACCAUCCGAAAAAUUGGAUUUAAUAAGAGAACAGUAUGAGGGACUUCUAGAAUACUUGCUAAAUCAAGCAAGCUCACCAGCAAAUAAUUCCCCUGUAGAUGUUAGGGUAGUCACAGAGGAUUUAGAUAACAUUGAACAACAAGUAAAUGGGUUAGAAACGUAUUUACAAAAUAAGAAACAAGAGCUACAAUCUUUGAAUGAAGAGAUUCAAUCGUAUUCUCAUUAG